AUGAAUGAGCCUCCAGCUUCAAACAUCAACAUACGCACCAGCACCAGAUUACUAGAACGCGAACCUAAGAAAGCCCCAAUCGCUUCAAUUGAGACCGUGCCUUUCAGAGGCAGCCUCUUCCCCUCGCCUACCACAGGGCCCUCACAAUGCUCCGAUAGCUCACAUCGCCCUCGCACUCCAUCCUGGGAACUCCUGCUCCAUUCCUUUACCAUAGGCUCGCGGAGCCACCGCUCUCCUGGGCAAGCUCCCACGCUUGAGCUAGAGCCUCUUUGGGCCUGCAGGAGUAGCCCUCCAAAAGUCGACGGGCACCGCAAUGUCCUCGCUGCCGUGUCAGACAAACUCCCUUCCAUUAGUGAGACACAGCCUCUAUUCUCUCUCUCUUCGCUCUCGACCGCCGUAUCAAGACCUUCAGAAAGUUGGGAUACUUCACGGCUCGCCAACACCCCGCCGCAGCGCGAAAGCGCGACUUUUAACGCGAUGGAUUGUAAUAAGUCAAGCUCAGCCACUACGAGUGCAGCUCCUGAUUCACAAACUUCUCUUCCAAGCCAUCGCUUGUCAAGCGUCGAUGAUUUUUGCCCCGAUUCGCGUCAUAUCAUGUCCACAAGUCCAGAGUCUAUAAAGUAUUGGGAAGGCGUCUUAGACCGUUGCAAUUCCGAGACACGCAUAAAUGUUCCCCGCAUCGGAAAAAGAGAUAUAUUCAUGGUGGGCAAUGUCAUUGUGAAGAGUGACCACCUUGAUCCAGGCGGGGGGACUGGACGCCAUUUGAUAGACGCAAACGAGGACGCCGCAGUGAAAUUGGUCAGAAAUGCGAUACCCGAAAUCCAAUUACCACAAACAUAUUUCAGUUCGAAGAUCAGAGGCCAUGACGUUCUUAUUCAAUCUCGUAUCCCUGGAGAGCCUCUGGAUUCUAUCUGGACCCAACUCUCAACGCAACAGAAGGAGGUUUAUAAACAGCAAGCUCGUGACAUCAUUUUAAAACUACGCCAGAUAACUCCUGAUACCCUGAAGUACCCACGAUAUUUUGUGACGAGCUCAGAGAAGGAUAGUCAAAGGAAACUAUCACCCGAAGAAGUCCAUAGCCUGUCACCUACUGAUACUUGCGAGGAUCUUGGUGUGGCUCAUAAUGAUAUGGUCAUGUCCAACAUCAUUGUAAACAAUGAUAGAAUAGUCGGCCUCAUUGGAUGGUCAAAUGCCGGUUACUUCAACUGGAGGACUGUCAGUAAAAUUCACUCCAAAGUUAGAUGCUUAGACAGCCAAACGAACGUGCCUAUCCCGGAGUACUUUGAAUCAGAAGUCCAAUGGCAUGAUCUCUAUGAGCCUCCACUCACGCCUAAAAAACCAGGGGUUGAAGGGGGGGUCACCCCUAAAGUGGCUACGCCCACAACAGAAUCGAACCACGCUUUCCCUAUCGAGGAGGGCCCAUCACAGGCACUUACUCUUACACCUAAGAAGGUUGCAGAUAUGAAACGUAAAUCUGUAUCACGAGCUUCUUCAGUUGACCGUUCGUCUCCUGCUCCAUCAAUAAAUUCCCAGCCUACCACAAAGAAAAAAGGCCCUACUGUUGCCACUGUCAAGAAGGGAACAGCCAAACGAGCUCCGGCGGCGAAGAAGCGGAAACUAAACGAUCUUGCGGAUGUGGAUGAUGUGGCGUCCACAAGGGCCUCUCCGCUGAGUAAAUCGUCUGCACAGAGAAACAAAAAACAGGAUUCACUGUCGGCUACUGGUUCACCCGCGCCAGAGACUAAAGGCCCUAAGAAAGCACGUUUACGACGAGGUAAAUUGAACUCUGAUGAUGAUGAAAACUACGACGAGUCAGCAUUGUUUUGCGUUUGUCGAAAACCUGAUAACCAUACUUGGAUGAUUGCGUGUGACGGAGGUUGUGAAGAUUGGUUCCAUGGCAGAUGUAUGAAUAUUGAUCCAAAAGACGCCGACUUGAUCGAUAAGUAUAUCUGCCCAACCUGUGAAACAAAAAGCCCCCUACGUACAACCUGGAAGCCAAUGUGUCGCCUUCGUGAGUGUCGUCAGCCAGCCAGAGUUGAUGCACGACCACCAAGCAAAUACUGCUGUGACCAACACGGCUUGGAUUACAUGAAGCAGGCAAUGUCUCGAGGUUCAAGACAACCAAGCUCCAAUGCCGAGGAAUAUGGUUCUAACAAGCGUGAAAAUGAAGUAGAAUCUGCCGACCAAUUUCGAAAGCUGGGUGCAAGCCCCUUAUCAGCCCAGCAGGAGGAAGUACAGGCGCGUCUCUCUGAUGCCAUGGCAGCACCCGGGCCUAGCCAAGACGGGCUACAGCCCGGUGAUGUAGAUUUCGAGUCAGAAGCUGAUAGGGUUGCAUUCACGUCUGACGAACGUCAACGGCUCAAUCAACUUCGAAAAGAAAAGUUGAGACUCGAUAACCGCAAAGAGAUGCUUCAAGCCCGAGAAAAAUUUAUUAUCAUCGCAAAACAACGAGUUAAGCAUGCAUUUGAGCGCCUUAAGAGCCAUGGUUCCGUAGGCAACUUGCAGCUCAAAGACCUCUGUGGCUUCGAUAAUCGCCUCUCUUUAUCGGAUGAAGAAUUUGACGAAUGGCGAAAAUCCGAAAAGGGGGCUUUAUUGUUGGGUGCUCCUGACAAGGAUAGUAGCAGUGAAGCUAGUGCCCAGCUCAAAAGUGCAGUUGAUGCUGAGACAAUCGAGGCGCUUACACAGAGCCUGUGCUUCAAGAAACGCUGUGAGCGCCAUAAACAAUGGACCAAGGUUAUGCAGCAAGAUAUCCUAUUUGAACAAUCAAUUUUGAAGGAGCAAACAAACAAAUGCCACCAGGAUGCGGAGGAAUUGGUCAGAAAGGCUGUUCUUCGAGUAUUUGGUGGUGAGAACUAG
Molecule: messenger RNA, 2856 nt
Organism: Microsporum canis CBS 113480
Lineage: Eukaryota; Fungi; Ascomycota; Eurotiomycetes; Onygenales; Arthrodermataceae
Product: Set1 complex component spp1
Exons: 4
Coding region: 1-2856 (951 amino acids)
Biological process (GO): positive regulation of DNA-templated transcription
Cellular component (GO): Set1C/COMPASS complex
Source: RefSeq, a predicted model, not a curated record